UUUACCUUAACUUGUCCUUGGGCAGAUACACACACCGCUAAUAUUGGGUAUUUUAUUGGGUUCGGGAUUAAACUCUGUAUUUCAUUUCAGUGUGACAAAAGAAUGCUUCAGUCUUACCUUAUUAACCUGUGGGACUCUGAUCUGAUUGAGCUGUUUGCAUUGUUUGCCAUCUUUCUGGUGGGUGAACGUGGUUCAUGGUAUUUCACAAUAUCCUUGCAACCAGUUCGACUGCCUUGCAAGCCUUGGUGUAGAUUCCUUUCUUUACGACCAAAACACACUACAACAACCAGCAGAUCUAGAAUGAACCCUUAAAGGACGGGAUUAUGCCAUCCGAAUAGAAAAAAAAGGUAAAUGUGUUCCCUUACAGUUAGAUUAAAAAAGUUGUAUACAUUAUAGGCAGACAUAUACUUAUAAAUAAAUAAAAUAAAUACAUUGUUGUUUUUGGUUUUCAUUAAGGUUACUUUUAAUCUUUUUUAUUUUAAAUAUAUUUUUUUCGAAUGCAUUAUGUGAACUUGACUCUAAAUAUCUUGGUUUCUUCUUUCCUAAGGUCAUUGUUCUGUUGUCUUACAUCAUACUAAAAAUACAUAUUUCAUUGCAUUUGAUAUUGAGGAUAUCCAAAAGUAACAUAAAGUAAUCAGAUUACAUUACUUUUACAUUGUGAUACUCAGAUUGCGUUACUGAUGGCAGGUACCUAAUUGUAACGGAAUACAAAAACCUGAAAUGUUGACUUUAAUUAAAUUUAUUGUGUCAACAGGUUUCACAUAAUUGUAUUAGGUUAGUUGAAAGCAAAACAAUUUAGUUCAAAUGUAAUAUUAUUGCUUUCAACUACCCUAAUGUGGAGCCCUUUGACAUGAUACAUUGAAUUAAAAUUGAUGUUUCAGUGUAGAAGGUCUGUCUAUGUUUUCUUCCUAACAGCACACUGUCUCUCUCCAGCUGAUCGUUGGAUGGCGAUGGAGCUUUCUGCAGCCUCCCUGUCUGAAGACCAGUUCACCUGCUCCAUCUGUUUGGAUGUGUUCAACAACCCCGUCUCCACCUCAUGUGGCCACAGCUUCUGCCAGGCCUGCAUCUCCUCCUACUGGGACACGAAAGUGGGGGCCAAGUCCUAUGAGUGUCCCCUCUGCAAGGAGCCUUUCCGCAGGCGACCGGAGCUCCACAUCAACCGCACCCUGAAGGAGAUCACGGAGCAGUUCAAGCAGAUCGUCAGCUCUGGAGGGCAGGGUGUGGACGAUCCAAACUCUCACCCCCGCCAUCGCCAUCCCUCUCUCUCUCUCCCGCAGAGGGCGGGGGAGCUGCCGGGGACCGUCUUCGCUGAGAUGAUGAAUCGUUUCCAGCAGCUGCAGACUGCGGGGACGCCUAGCACCCACCCCUCCUCACCCGAUGACCCUCUCCCUCAGAGCCCAGCUCCAUUCAGUGAUGAGCACCAAGAUCCGCCUCCCCGCUACUCGCCCCCCCGCAGGCAUACCAUGAGUGUCCCCAGCGACUCCUUCCAGAAUCUUCCCAAGUGUCCCCUUCACCUGAGAGCUCUGGAGCUCUUUUGCCGCACCGACAACAUCUGCAUCUGCUCCAGCUGUGUGGAGACAGCAGAGCACAGGGGGCACAGCGUCACCCCCGCCCAGAGGGAGUGGCACAGCAGGAAGUCCCAGUUGGGUGUUGCAGAUGUGAAGCUGAAGGGUCUCAUCUCUGAGAGAGAGAGGAAAGUGGAGGAAAUACACAACUCCCUACGAGAGAUACAGGCUGCCGUGGAGACACAGACUCAAGGAACUGUAUGUGUGUUUUCCAAGCUGAUCUCCAGUUUGGAGCGCUGCCAAGCUGAAGUCUUGGAGGUGUGUCCCCCCCAGGUGUUCGAGAGGAGCCGGUGGGCGGCUGAGCACAGAGCGGAGGUCCUGCUGACGGAGCUGCAGGAGGAGGUCUCUGAGCUGAGGAAGAGGAGGGAGGCCGUGAGCCAGCUGGCUCUGACUGAAGACUACGUACUCUUUCUCAGGAGCUUCCCUGCCCUGUCCAGCUCUCCCCCAGCGAAGGACUGGUCCUCUGUCUCUGUGGUGUCUGAGCUGACCUCGGGGGCGGUUCUCAGGACUGUCUAUCAAAUGAUGGAGCGCGUCCAGGAAGAGAUACAGCAACUGCCCAAAGUCUUCCAGCAAUCGUCGGAGCAUGCUGUACCAAAGACCAACCCAAAGACAAGAAAGGUUCAAGAAUAUGCAACAAACGUCCUUUUAGAUGCCAACACAGCCCACCCACGGCUCAUCAUCUCAGCUGACGGGAGGCGGGUUCAGUGUGGGGAGCGCCACCAGUCUCUGCCCGACUACCCCGAGCGCUUCGACCGGGUGGUGUGUGUGCUGGGCCGCCAGGGCCUCAGCUCAGGGCGCCACUACUGGGAGGUGGAGGUUGGAGGAAAGACUGACUGGGACCUGGGAGUGGCAAGUCACUCCGUCAAUCGGAAGGGCAAAAUCACUGUAAGCCCCGCCCACGGCUACUGGUUCCUGAGCUUGCGAGAUCGGACGGACUACGCUUUCCGAACAGAACCCUCCACCAACCUGACCGUGAACCCCAGACCCACGCGGGUGGGCGUCUUUGUGGACUGUGAUAAGGGGGUGGUGUCCUUCUUCAAUGUGGAGGCCAGAUUGCUCAUCUUUACAUUCACAGAUGUCUUUCCUGACACCAUCCAUGCCUUCUUCAGCCCCUGUACUAACAAAUCAGGGCGGAAUGAGGCUCCACUCAUCAUCUGCCCUGUUGCAAUGCCAGAAUGAAAUGUGAAAAGGACUUCACUUCCACUCGCUUCAUGUAUGAUGGAAGAUACCUCUGCAAUAGAUUUGAUCAUCUGCAAUUUAAUGCUGUAGAGUAAGUCAUGAGGCUAAAAGUUUACUUAAGUUAUUUAUGCCUGAGGUGUCACUCAUGUGGUGGUCCAUAUGUCAAUACUUUAAGACUGUUCUCACAUUGGUAAUGUCCAUGUUUGGCACUAUUUAGUGAUGAAAUAUCUAUUCAGACACACUGCAGCAAAGAGACCUAGAUGAAACCAAGGGAAACUAAAUGUUUUUAGUCUGAGGGAAAACAUUAAAAAAGAAAGACUACACUAAAAUCAGUGUGAUGUACAGUAUGAGAGCAUUGGCUAAAUGUGUGGCUCUUUGCAAAAGUCCAAUCAUAUCGGACCUAAAGGCUUACAUCUCGGUCAAAAUAUAUUUUUUAUGACGAUUGUGUCUGUUUAGAAUUCUGUCAAUUCAGUAGUCACUUUAACUUUAACAUUAACACUACUUUAACAACGUGUUAAAAUGAUUAUUAUUACAUAUUAUUAUAUAAUAAGUGUGAAGUAAAAACUUCUUUGCAGCAAUGUUGAGCCAAUCAUGAAAUGAGUGAAACUGGAUUCGCCUGUCAAUACACUGAUAUUUAUUGAGAGCCUGAGCGGCCGGAGAGUUCACAGCAUAUCACAGUUCCCUGCAAGAUACCAGCAAACUCUGCCCAAAAGCGCCAAGCACCCAUCUAUACAUGAAAGAGAGGAGGGCCCUAAAACACGCGGGUUUUCCUUUAAUGCAUGCCAGAUGUCGAGAGAAAGACUCGUUGCAUUGUAAACCCACAUGAGCCAAGCUUCUCCCCCACAAGACAUCAGAUGACCUCUUGACCUGUGUCUUCCUGAGAAGCUAUGGAUCACAUUACAGGCAGGAAUACACUUCAACCAUAUUAAACAGAUUCCCGAGGACAAGUCACUAAACUCUAUAUACUUUAACAAGACUAAAAUAUUCCUUUACAAUAAGAUUUUAUUUUAUUGUUUACUUGUAUGUCAUGCAAUGGUUUACAUGAGACUACAUUUGAAUAUACUGAUCAGCAUUUGUAAGAUACCUUCAUUCAUUUUGUUCACGAUCACUGCACUGUACUGCAAAUUGAAAAUGUUUACAGCUGGGUGUCCAAGCAGCAAUUAAGUGGCACAAACACAACAAUACCAUUGUGAGUUGUCAUUCAAAGUUGACAUGACCACAAUUUACAGAAUGCUGUCAGGCCAGUUGGGGCAUGACGUUUGUUCUGUUGUAAAGAGCAAACAGGGAAGCGUAAAUGGUUCAUAGAAGUUAUUACGUAGUUAUUCUUCUACACAGCGAUCUCAUGUAUCAGUCUUUGGAAUGUCCCGUGGUCCUUUCUGCUUAUUGAGUCAAUAUGGGAAUGGAAACUCUAAGUCAAGAUUAUAUAAAAAAAAUAUUUGUAACGCUUUUAGAUCACAUAUUGUACACAUAUUUAACAAUACAUUCCCCAAAAAAAUUGAAAGCAAAAAAAAUCGUUUAAACCCAAUCAUAUGUGAUGUGAACUUAUGUAAGGUAAUAUAAAGACCUCCUCUUAUGCUGUGCUGCAAUGAUUUUCAUAUUAUGACGUUUAUAGUUUUGUUCUUUGCUUUUAUUAUCACAUAAGUCCAUUCACAGUUUUUUUUUUUUAAAUGUGCUUUAGAAAUAAAGUUGACUUGACCUCUUACAGUAUGUGAGGAGAUACUUUAUUGACAUCAAGUGAACAGACAAAUAGUGAUGUUAUGAUGGGAACAAGGACACACACUGUGAACACAUACACUGCAGGCCGCACAACCAACACUGUUGAAACAAACAGGAAAUGUAAUCAGAACAUUUGGUCCUGAGUGUGUCUUGGUAGAUCUCCAACACACACUCUCUGCUGAGUACCAGGACACUGCUAAGACAGUGUCACUAUGAAGCUCCAACAACACGUACUAUUGUCACUAAAACAAAUCCAAAUUCUAGAGCCAAAUACAUUUGACUAGUGAUGUCCAAAAAGAAACUGAUCCUGUUACAUUUAGUCAAUAGGCUAUACCACUCAUGCAGAAGUACACUGUUUAUGUGACACUGUUGGCAAUUUUGUUUGGAUAAAAUCAUGGAUGUUCAAAGGUAUAUUGAUAAAAGCUGGUUAUCCAAUUUUAAAAUAAUUUGCUUAAUGUGACUAGGGUCCUGUUAUGAUAAUGUUAAUGUCAGAUUUGUGUCUGAUGGCUCAAACUGCUCACCGACAUGAGGGUUAGCAUUGAAAAUUUAAAUCUUUGAAGCUAAUGAGCUAGCUGCUAACUGUUUGUCUGAGACACCAGCUACUUUUUCUACGGUUAACAUUCUUGCGUGCUAAAUCAUUUAUACAUUGUAUUUUUCCAUGUCUUAUUACUUAUUAAAUGUCAAUUCUGG
Gymnodraco acuticeps is the source of this 5150-nucleotide messenger RNA. Its product is annotated as E3 ubiquitin-protein ligase TRIM68-like. Lineage: Eukaryota; Metazoa; Chordata; Actinopteri; Perciformes; Bathydraconidae. Gene Ontology annotation, molecular function: zinc ion binding; protein binding. The record is from RefSeq and is a predicted model, not a curated record. The coding region runs from base 873 to 2744 and encodes 623 amino acids. The transcript has 10 exons.